AAUGAAGCGCCUCUACAGGGGUCUUUUCUGUUCAUGUCACCACAUAAAACUAUCAGAUGGUUUGAGGAAGGACAUGGACACAACUACUUAGCUUAUCUCCCACCCAGCGAAGGAGAACUACUUUCUCCUGCUCCCAUUCAACUGCUGCUCAAUAAAGAAGAUUAUUUCUAAUGCUAAAGACAAGAUCGGAGUUUAUCCAAGAAGGGACCAGUCUGGCAACGGAUUGAAUUAAGACCUGCAGUAUCAGAAAAGAGACUUCAGAAUUUCCUUUUCUGAACAAUAUCAAGAAACUCUGUUACCACUUUACAGAUGCAGAGUAUCAACUUGUGAAAAGUUUCAGGUUGCCUCUGAAAAAAGUGACAAUGCCUCGACCAGGGAGAAAUACGUACAGUGACCAGAAGCCCCCUUACUCAUAUAUCUCCCUUACAGCUAUGGCAAUCCAGAGCUCUCAAGAAAAGAUGCUGCCCCUCAGUGAGAUCUACAAAUUCAUCAUGGAUAGAUUUCCUUAUUACAGGGAGAAUACCCAGCGAUGGCAGAACUCUCUGAGACAUAACUUGUCAUUUAAUGACUGUUUCAUCAAAAUUCCAAGAAGACCUGAUCAGCCUGGCAAAGGCAGUUUCUGGGCACUUCAUCCCAGCUGUGGUGAUAUGUUUGAAAAUGGUAGUUUCCUGAGACGUAGAAAGAGAUUCAAGGUGAUGAAAUCUGACCACCUGGCCCCUACUAAGCCAUCAGAGGCAGCACAAUACCUGCAACAGCAAGCAAAACUUAGACUAAGUGCUCUGGCUGCCUCAGGUACCCACUUGCCACAAAUGUCAACCUACAACCUUGGAGUCUCUCAAACAUCCAGCUUCAAACACCCUUUUGCCAUUGAAAAUAUAAUUGCAAGAGAGUACAAAAUGCCAGGUGGACUUGCAUUUUCUACAAUGCAGCCGAUGUCAGCUGCCUAUCCGCUUCACAACCAAUUGACUACAGUUGGCAGUUCCAUUGGCACAGGUUGGCCACAUAUGUACAGCUCCAGUAUGAUAGACACUACCACCCCUAUAUCAAUGGCUAACAGUGAUUACAGUGUGAGUGCCUAUGGGAUGCCAAUCAAGCCACUUUGCCAUGGAGGACAAACUUUACCUGCUAUCCCAGUACCUAUUAAGCCUACCCCAGCAGCUAUACCAGGGCUUCCAGCACUCCCAAACCAUAUCUCAGCUAUUCUGUCGAACUCUUCUCCAUCUUUAAGUCCGACAUCUCCUCAAACAGCAACCAGCCAAAGCAGCCCUGCCACCCCUAGUGAAACUCUCACUAGCCCUUCUACUGCUCUACUCUCUGUAGCUGUACACUGACCUGCUGGACUAUAAAACUCAAACCAUCUCUCUAAAGUUUACUUACCUUAAUGCUCACUUAAAUGAAAGAAAUGUCAUUUCAAAAUGGGUUUAUUAUUUCAUGUGAACUGUUUCAGUUGUUUAUCCAGUGUGGAUUUUUUUGUCACUUAUACAUCCUCAUACACUUGAAUCCAUUUUGCUGCAUAGCAGUGCCAUUAUUUAAAAUAAUUUUGCACAUCUUUUAUUAAACAUAUUGCAAAAAUAAAGGGCAGGCAUUUUCAGGUAGCAGUUCAGGAAGGUAGUUUCCACAGCACAUUAAAAAAAAGACAUUUAAAAUCAUCCAGGGAUUGCAUUGGAUUAUAGUUUCCUUAAAGUUUGCAAUCAAAAUGCUUUACUUCAAUAUUAAGCCUUUUUUUCUGGAGAAUGUGCUGUCAUAUAGAAUACGCAAAGAGUUUUUAUACUUUGCUUGUACUUGCAGUUUAUUAUAUACACUUAUGAAGGUGUUCAGCUAUAUUAAAAACUGUACAACAACUUUCUUACAGAUGAGAUUCAUCAGAUUUGAAAAUUUCAACACAAAGGACAAAACUGUUGUAGAAAUUAACUGAACAUUAACACAGUAUGGCUAAAAAAAAUGUUGUUUACACAAACACUGCCCUAAUGUAAAUAUUGAAUUUUGAACUAAAGAAUUAGCUGUACUUGUUGGUUGCCAAUAGUAUUAAUUGAGAGGCACUGGGUGAUCAGUACUAGUCACUGGAUUUAAAAUACAUACCUAUUUAUUUGACUUUUUUAAGGGGGAAAUCACAAAA
Molecule: messenger RNA, 2116 nt
Organism: Nanorana parkeri
Lineage: Eukaryota; Metazoa; Chordata; Amphibia; Anura; Dicroglossidae
Gene: FOXB1
Product: forkhead box B1
Exons: 2
Coding region: 363-1331 (322 amino acids)
Biological process (GO): anatomical structure morphogenesis; cell differentiation; regulation of transcription by RNA polymerase II
Molecular function (GO): RNA polymerase II cis-regulatory region sequence-specific DNA binding; DNA-binding transcription factor activity, RNA polymerase II-specific
Source: RefSeq, a predicted model, not a curated record